This is a messenger RNA of Aphanomyces invadans, 2080 nucleotides long. RefSeq lists its product as hypothetical. The coding region runs from base 173 to 1927 and encodes 584 amino acids. Gene Ontology annotation, molecular function: metal ion binding. The transcript is spliced from 2 exons. The record is from RefSeq and is a predicted model, not a curated record. Lineage: Eukaryota; Oomycota; Saprolegniomycetes; Saprolegniales; Verrucalvaceae.
AACACACGUUGUGUGCAGUGGUGGAUGGGGCUGCUGCCGGUGUCCUGCGGAAGGAUCUUCCAGCGUUGGAAGAUGCAUGUCAGUGCCGAUCGACAAAGGAGCUCGCACCAGCUACGCUCCGCGGUGGCAAUUCGCAUGACAUGGCGCUGCUUUGUGAACGUGGGUCGGCGGCAUGUCGCCGUUCCAUCUGCGACUUGCAUGGGUACGACCACGUUUUUAUUCCGAGGCGGAAUUCGACAUACAAACAUCAUGUACAAAUGAAUGGGUUUUUUUUAUUUGGUGCCAGGACAGGCGACGGCGAUGUGUGUGUGUGUAUGCCGCUCCACGAUGUUGCAUUGUCAAAUCUGGCGGCAUGAAGGUCAAGGUGCCGCUGCCGGACGGGUUCUUCAUCACGCCACCGCUGUCGGAGAACCUCCGUCACGAAUACAUUCGCCAGGGCCAGCGUUCUCUUAUCGAUUUCGUCGAGAAGACGCGACUACGCGGCGGUCCGAUCCAGUGGACGUUGGACCACACACAUCACAACGUGACGGUCUACCGCGGCAAGGACAUGACGUUGCCAAGCGGACACCGCACGGUGUACUUGAACAUGACAGAGGUGCAGGCGACGCUAGACGAAGCGGCGUCUAUCAUGAGUGCUGGGGCCGACGGCCGCCGAGACUACUGCGCGACGUACCACAAGGACCAUGUCGUGGACCUCAAGACGCUGUACCCGCUGGCCGUGCCGACGCCAUCGCACCCACACAACUCGAUCGCAAUCAAAUGGCGCGCUGUGUCGAUCAAUACCCCGCUCAUCAAGCUCCGCGACAUGGUGUUUAUGGAGUACUGCGACGACUUUACGAUUGACGGGAUCCAAGGAUUCGGUCGGUGCAUGACUUCCAUUGAUAUGGGCAGCAUCGUGCCAGACCUGCAGAAGUCGCUUGGCAUGGUUCGGAGCCACUUGUGGGUCGGCGGCGACAUCUUUCUCGACCACCGGGACCGCGACGGGUACCUGACUGUGCUUCGCAUGUAUCAGCAAGACGCCAAGGGGGCACUCAAGCCGUGGCUCGUCGACCGAUUCGCCAAGCACAGGAUGUCGCAAUGCAUGGCGUCCCUCGACCGCAACUUUCGGCGCGAGCGCGUCCUCGCCUUCCUCUCGACCUGCCUCCCCCAACACGACAUGAUUCCGACAAGCGCCCGAUCGCACUGCGCGCUGUGCAUGGCAAAAUUCAACCACAUUUUCCGCAAGUCGCACUGCCGCAAGUGCGGCGACGUCGUUUGCACGAAAUGCAACCCGUUGUGGGACGUCGACGUGCAUGACCCUUCCUGCCACGACAACGACCAGACAGUCCCGUGGCAGCGACGCCAUCCAUCCGCCCAGCGGAUGGUUCGCAUGUGCAUCGCAUGCACGUCGUUGCCAUCGUGCCGGGGGCUGCUGCACUCGAUGAAAACGUCACGGACUGCCACGUCGGACGACGAAGCGGUCCUGAGCCAGGACAAACGCCGCGGCAAUUCGAGGAACACGCCGUCGUCGCAGUCGACUACUCGACGCCAACAGGAUCGUCGCCAUCCCGUCCAGACAGCGCCACCACCGACGGGGUUUCAAAUCAAACGCAGCGCCCGUGCGCAAUCGAACGGAUCGGACUUUCCAUACGUUCUCACGGCGGCCGACGUGGGUCGACGGUGGCAAGAAGGCGGCCCGUUGGAAUCCCCACGCGAGACAUCGAAUGCGUCGUCCGCCUCGGUCAUUCUACUCCACGACCUCGACGACGAUGCAUCCCCCGGCCAACUCCGACUGCUCCUCGAUCACUUGAAGACACUCGAAGUGGACCGGCGCGACGAACCCCACGAUGACAACGACACAGACAAACCCAUCUACCUUGUGGACGAUGCAGAAGUGGGAUGCCAGGACUGCCCAGGGACGACGCCCGAACCGAUUGUGUGGUGCUGACGUGCUCCAUCGUGAUGCGAGCGACGAUGGCGCAUCAGCACCUCGCGCCAACGACGACAUGUAGACGAGCGAGGCGAGUGCUUUGAGUGCUAGUGGAGGGUGACGCGGCAUGCAAUCGGAAUCGUGCGUUAACCGAGGUCGAGUUGCCAGCAG